This is a messenger RNA of Miscanthus lutarioriparius, 459 nucleotides long. The record is from the annotation of a GenBank genome assembly. NCBI's taxonomy places the organism in Eukaryota, Viridiplantae, Streptophyta, Magnoliopsida, Poales, Poaceae.
AUGACCACCGGGGAGGGUACUGGGCGGCGGGGAGUUGGCCGGCGGGGAGGCCCUUCGAGGCUUCAAUGUGGGGAGGAGGAUGAGCUGGGCGGAGACAGGGGAGGAGUGGAGCAGGACGAGAUCCUUCAUGUACAUUGUUCACUGAUAUGGAACUCUUCUCCUGCUGAGAAGCAUGAUGAGGCCUUCCUUCCAACAAAGCAUUGUUUCUUUGCUUGGGCAAUAGGAGCUCCAAAUAUCUUGUAUGCUUCUGUAAUUUACACCAUUGCUAAGAUAGCUCUCCUUAUUGCUGCUACUGCAGCCUUCAUCAUAUUGUUGAUAAUUGGCAUCCCGCCAGCUGUUGAUCCUGCCGUCGCCGGGGAGGCCGCAUCUAGCCCAACGGAGGCCGCAUCCCGCCAGCUGUUGAUCCUGCAAAAAAAGAGUAACUUUUUCCCUGUUGUUCAUUACUGUACACUGACAUAA